Messenger RNA from Populus nigra (black poplar), 1451 nucleotides. Its product is annotated as NAC domain-containing protein 30-like. The transcript is spliced from 4 exons. Bases 223 to 1191 code for a protein of 322 amino acids. Lineage: Eukaryota; Viridiplantae; Streptophyta; Magnoliopsida; Malpighiales; Salicaceae. Gene Ontology annotation, biological process: regulation of DNA-templated transcription. Gene Ontology annotation, molecular function: DNA binding. The record is from RefSeq and is a predicted model, not a curated record.
UCAGUUCUAUAUAGAACAUCUAGACUCAUCUCUUCUGCAUAUUAAAAGCUCUCCUCUCUUUAUGUUUCUUUACAACAACAUUCACCUAUUGCCAAGACAUCCUCUUUGUCUCUUUCUCUCCUUCUGUCUCUUCUCUUAUUUUCCUUCUCGUACUUUCAUCUGGUGGGCAGUGCAAGAACAAGGCAAACUCUCAAUUUUCUCUGAGAUUGAAGAAUAUUGUCAAUGGAGAUGGAAUCCUGUGUCCCACCAGGCUUCAGAUUUCACCCAACAGAAGAAGAACUUGUAGGUUACUACCUCAAGAGGAAGAUCGACUCACAGAAAAUCGAUCUAGAUGUUAUCGCUAACAUUGAUCUCUACAAAAUGGAGCCGUGGGACAUCCAAGCCAGAUGCAAUCUAGGGUAUGCUGAACAGAAUGAGUGGUAUUUCUUCAGUCACAAGGACAGGAAGUAUCCGACCGGAACACGGACUAAUAGAGCCACUGCUGCUGGAUUUUGGAAGGCAACCGGAAGGGACAAGGCCGUGCUCUCCAAGAACAGACUUAUAGGGAUGAGGAAGACCUUAGUGUUCUACAAGGGACGUGCACCCAAUGGAAGGAAAACUGACUGGAUCAUGCAUGAAUAUCGUCUCCAAACAUCUGAAAAUGGACCCCCUCAGGAAGAGGGAUGGGUGGUAUGCAGGGCAUUCAAGAAACCAAGUCCUAAUCAAAGACAAGGUUUUGAAGCUUGGAGUCAUGCUUAUUAUGUCAAUGAUAUCAACCAUGCUAGACCUCCUUCAUUCUCAGAUACUGUAACUACUGCACAUAAUAUGGUUCGACCGAAUCAAGGUGCGAGUUUUCAACAGCCCUUCUGCUCGAACUCUGACCUCGUUUCAAACCAAACAUUUUUGGAUAACAAUAACCAGCUUGUUGAACUCCCAGAACUAGAUAGCCCCAGUACACUCUCAACAAGUUUUGCAGCAAAAGAAGGCAAUUUCCACCAGACCAAUGAAGAUUACGAUGAAGAAAGGAGCAAUAAUAGCAGCCAAUAUAUCGACUGGAAAAACUUUGACACCUUACUAGCGUCACAAGUGACUGAUUCAAGUACUUCAUAUCCCCUUCAAGACUUGCCAUCUAUACCUCAAAACUAUGACCCAGCAGCUGGCCAGCAAGACCAAUACGUUAGCCAUUUCCUUGACUGCUUUCCUGACUUAUAAUAACAAAAAGCUCUAGCGCUUAUACUGUUCCAAUCUAUUUAAGGCUAUAUAUGUAUUCAUGGUAAUAAUAGUGCUAUAGUAGGAGCUAAAGGUUAAAGUCUUGUUUUAGAAAUACUUGCAUGCUGAUGAUGAUCAUUUAUUUAGGUGAAAGUUUUGAUUCACCUUUUUUUCCCUUUUUUAUGUUGUUCCAUAAUUGUAAAUUAUGCAUCAUUGCAUGCAUAUAUAUACUUAUAUAUAUGAUCUUGAUUGUGUUUUCAUAA